GAGACAGUUCCAGCCCCUUUUCACACAGACACCACACUCUCCCCUCCUCCCCUUCCCUGCUCUGCUCCUCGCACUGUCAUACAUGUCUCCACAUUCAAGUGCCUGCCUCUGCCUGCGUCCUUGCACUCUCCCAGUACAGUGAUCCAUGUCGGACUGCUGCUCCGGCUGCUGAACUUCUUUGCCGUGGUACCUUAGACGCUGGAAAGUUACUGCUGCGGGUGGUAGCGCGCUUGGGGAGGAGGGAGGACUAGGGGAGCGCGGCGGAGAUGAGGAUGAAGACGCUGGCGUGCUGCCGGCGGCGGCCGCAGGAUUUGAGCAUCGACAUGGACCAAGAGCCGGACAGGGUGAUGACAUACAGUGGCCUAGAGAGCCGCAUUAUCAACAGUCCAUCCUAUGAUGAGGAUAGUGGCAUUAGUGCAACAACUGGGGCAGAUGACUGUGUCGCCACCGAUUCCCUUGACGAUGAAGUCUCAAGCUGCUCUUCUAGUAAAGAUGCUUGUGGCUCUUCCUUCUCUUCGCACUGCCUUUCGUUGCACAAGCAGGAGAACGAGCAUUCACUUUAUGAAUUGGGUACACCCAGUGCUGUUCAUCCACUUCCUUUCAGAGGGAAGAAACCAAUCACAUAUAAUUUGAGUGCUUCUGAUAUUGAAUACAUGAAGGAAAAGUUUGCAAAGCUAUUGCUUGGUGGUGAUAAUUCAGGAGGAGCUAGGGGCGUUUGCACUGCUCUGGCUUUGUCCAAUGCCAUAACCAAUCUCUCAGCCACUGUUUUUGGAGAACUUUGGAAACUGGAACCAUUGUGUGAAGAGAAAAAGAUCAGAUGGCGAAAGGAAAUGGACUGGUUGCUGUCUCCUACAACUUAUAUGGUCGAGCUGGUUCCGAUGAAGCAAAGUGGAGCUGACGGAUGCAUGUUUGAGAUUAUGACUCCAAAGGCUCGGUCAGAUGUCCAUGUGAACCUUCCUGCUCUUCAGAAGCUUGAUUCUAUGCUCAUUGAAGUGACGGAUUCGAUGGUAGACACAGAGUAUUGGUAUGAGGAGAGUGGUAGCCGAGCUGAUGUGCGGGGAAAAAAUAAUGGUCCACGGAAGAGUAAAAAGUGGUGGCUUCCAUCCCCUUGUGUCCCCGAGCAAGGGCUAUCUCAAUUUCAGAGAAAAAGGCUUGUUUUUCAGGCUAAGCUUGUUCAUCAGAUCCUCAAAGCAGCAAAAUCCAUCAACGAACAAGUCCUAUUUCAGAUGCCUAUUCCCGCAGCUGUUAUGGACGCCCUUCCGAAGUCUGGGAGAGCUAGCUUGGGCGAAGAUUUGUAUCAUGCUAUAACCACGGAGUACAUUCCUAUAGAGGAAAUCUUUGUUUCUCUCAGUUUGAAAACUGAGCAUAGUGUUCUUGAGACUAUUAACCGGUUGGAGGGUGCGGUGUUUGCGUGGAAUCAAAGGAUUUUAUAUGAAAGAAGCAAGCGGUCCCUAGGACGACAUUCCUGGAACUUCAUGAAGGAUAGUUCGUCGGAACUUGAGAAGAUGUCUGCGUGCAUUGAAAGGGUUGAUACUCUUGUGCAGCUUCUGAAAUCCAGAUUCCCCAACCUACCUCCAACUUUUAUAGAUGUUUUAAAGGUCCAAUACAACGUGGACGUGGGGCAUGCCAUUGUGGAGGCCUACUCAAGGGUUCUUGUUGGGGUAGCAUUCAGCAUACUGUCACGGGUAGCAGAGAUACUGCUGGAGGAUGACCUGAUCAAGAAGCCCAACACCCCCAUGGCCACGCUGAAGUUCGACCUCUCGUCUGACGUGUAUCUGGCAGGCAUCACCGAGACUCUACCGGGGCACAUCCGGCGGUCCCUUAUGGACCAGAUCAACCUGGUCGACGGGCGCUUCGACACUGUGGUCAAGAAGAAAGGGGUGAAGCAGCUGAGGUGGUGAAGACAGAUGAUGAUGAAUUAAUGACUGGUGAUAACGCUGUGAAGUUUUUGGCAUUGUACAGGGUGAUUGAGGCUCAGUGCCCGCUCCAUAAGUUUACCUUACUAAUAGUGUAAUGUAAUGUGUUUCGGGACGAGUU
Messenger RNA from Phragmites australis (common reed), 2037 nucleotides. RefSeq names its product rop guanine nucleotide exchange factor 14-like. Bases 267 to 1901 code for a protein of 544 amino acids. The transcript has 9 exons. Gene Ontology annotation, molecular function: guanyl-nucleotide exchange factor activity. The record is from RefSeq and is a predicted model, not a curated record. Lineage: Eukaryota; Viridiplantae; Streptophyta; Magnoliopsida; Poales; Poaceae.